This is a messenger RNA of Molossus molossus (Pallas's mastiff bat), 570 nucleotides long. Its product is annotated as gamma-aminobutyric acid receptor-associated protein-like. Gene Ontology annotation, molecular function: GABA receptor binding; ubiquitin protein ligase binding. Gene Ontology annotation, cellular component: autophagosome; cytosol; autophagosome membrane. The record is from RefSeq and is a predicted model, not a curated record. Gene Ontology annotation, biological process: cellular response to nitrogen starvation; autophagosome assembly; autophagy of mitochondrion. NCBI's taxonomy places the organism in Eukaryota, Metazoa, Chordata, Mammalia, Chiroptera, Molossidae.
AUGAAGUUCGUGUAUAAAGAGGAACAUCCAUUCAAGAAGCGCCGCUCUGAGGGUGAGAUCCGAAAGAAAUACCCGGACCUCCCGGUGAUAGUAGAAAAGGCCCCCAAAGCUCAGAUAGGAGACCUGGACAAAAAGAAAUACCUGGUGCCUUCUGACCUCACAGUCGGUCAGUUCUAUUCCUUGAUCCGGAAGCGAAUUCACCUCCGAGCCGAGGAUGCCUUGUUUUUCUUUGUCAACAAUGUCAUUCCACCCACCAGGGCCAGGAUGGGUCAGCUGUACCAGGAACACCACGAGGAAGACUUCUUUCUGUACAUUGCCUACAGUGAUAAAAGUGUCUAUGGCCUGCGAAGCUGCUGCGCCUGUGGUGGGCGUCCCAUUCUACAAAGAGAGGUGCCCCCCCCUUCCUUGACCUCUCUUCAGGACCUGCACUUCCUAAUAUUGGGGGCUCUUCUCCAGAACCUCUUAACAGGAGGGUUAAUGGGGGAAAUGGUCUCUAGUACCUCUCCUUUCUCUAUUUUUCCCCUUUCUCUGCCACCUUUCCCACUCUGCUUUAGACUUCUUGAUUGUUGA